Messenger RNA from Anguilla rostrata (American eel), 2595 nucleotides. RefSeq names its product HEPACAM family member 2 (gene hepacam2). NCBI's taxonomy places the organism in Eukaryota, Metazoa, Chordata, Actinopteri, Anguilliformes, Anguillidae. The transcript has 9 exons. The record is from RefSeq and is a predicted model, not a curated record. Bases 114 to 1478 code for a protein of 454 amino acids.
CACAUGGGAGGGGCCGGACCAGCUCCUCUCAUUUCCCUGGCAAAUGUUGUGUCACCAGUUCCCCUCUCCCCUCCGUCACGAGCAGGCAGCUCCACGGAGAACAGAAUGCAUUAAUGGAGACCUUCAGCAGCACCUUCCUGCCACUGCUCUGGACAGUGACUUCCCUCCUCUCAGGCACCUACUGCUCCCCAUAUGUGAGGGUGCCCACUAUUCUCCAUGGCACGUAUGGACAUUCCCUGCUCCUGCCCGUGGAAGAUUUCGUCCACUCAGAAGACGUGGAGAUCUUCUUCAGCUGGAACUUCCGCGGGCCAACCGAGGACAUGCCCACACUGCUGGUGGCCUUUCAAAACCAAAAGGACAUCAACAUGGACAAGAGCAGGUUCUCAUUUCAGCCCCCCAACGCGUCGCUGCUGAUUCACAGCCUGGACCAGACGGUGGAGGGGGAGUACUGGCUCGCGUUUUACAUCACAUUUCCCAAUGGAUCCACGGUUAGAGAGAACAAUCCCGUCCGCAUCACGGUCGAUGUGCCCGUAUCUGUCCCAGUCAUCAAGAAGAGUCCCGCUACUGAAGUGGUGGAGGAUAAAGAGAAUGUGACGUGGAUGUGCUCGGUUGAGAACGGGACCAGGGUGCGGUACCGGUGGUUCCAAGAUGACAGACCCGUUCGCGCCGGGGCGCGACACACACUCUCUCCCGACAACAGCAGCCUUGUCAUAAGCCCCGUCAGAAAAGAGGACAUUGGGGAGUACAGUUGUGUGGUGGAAAAUUUCAUCAGCGAAGAAACAAGCGCGCCAGCGGCACUAAAUAUUUUCUAUGGACCGUACAACCUGGCAGUCAAAUCAGACCAAGGCCUGCAAACUGGGGGGGUCUUCACUGUCAAUCCUGGAGAGCUGGUGUUCUUCGACUGCUUGGCAGACUCCAACCCCCCAAACAGCUGCGCCUGGAUCUCCAAGACCAACAACGCCACCGAGGUCCUCAUGACGGGUCCCCGCUUCGAGGUGUUGUCCUACAAGCUGGCCCACACCGAGGAGUUCCUGUGCCGCGCCUUCAACAACGUCACACAGAAGCAGGACGAAACCGAGUUCACUCUGGUAGUGGCCAGCCUGGGCACCGGGAAGGAGAAACAUUUCCAAGAAGGCAGCGCAGCGUCUCCGCUGACCGCCAUUGUCAUCGUCUCACUGAUCGUCAUCAUCUGCAUGCUGGUGGUGCUUUUCAGAAAGUCCUGCCAUCCACACAGAGUGAUCAUGAAUAUUUACAACAGGCCUCUAACUGACCAAAAGGGACCACACCUCUCAGGCCACGAGGACGCAACUGAAGACUUUGGAAUCUACGAAUUUGUGGCGAUACCAGGAAGAGCAGAAUCCACACUGGCAUCCAACAGGUCCCUGGCAGGGCUGGAGUCCGCUCAGGAUUUGCAUACCACCAUCUAUGAUGUCAUAAAGCAUGUUCCCGAAACGCCGUCACAGAGCUUGCUGAAGUAACCCCCCCCCGUGAGUGCCGUUUGAAAAAAGGUCUGUGAUGAUACAGUCUUCAUGUCGGCGGAGGUUUUAGGCGGGAACACGCACACUCAGAGCGCUGGAAAGCUUCUGUGCCCUCCCCGGCGAAUAUUUAUUAAAGGUUUCAAGCGCUUUAAAGGGAAAGGAGAAGGAUUCUUCUGUUGAGUGACUCAACCUUGCACUGCUAAUUACUCUGCUUCUAUUAUGCCUGUUGCAUAAGCCUAUCAUUAUUAUUUUUUUUUUACAGGGUUUGGCAUAGCCUCAUCACCUGUUCAUAUUUAUUGGCUUAAUGCACAUACCGGUAGAGUCCACUCUUUUCGAAACAAUGCAAUAAUGCAUGAUGGUGAGAAGAUGUCACUCAUCCCAGCCUUCUCGUCAUUUCAUCUGCAGUUGAGAGAGUCGCAGUUUGUCAGCCCUGGUCUCGAACACAUGGUCUCAGACACACACCGUGGUCAUUGCAUCCAGUGUGAGUCCUGACUAUUCCCUGCAUUUGAAACUAUAUGACAUGCUAAAGUAUAUAUUAUAGCAUACAUUAAAUAUGAACCUUCUUCAAAUGCAGAAAAUAGUCACGACCAUGUGCUUGAAUAGCCUAAGGAUAUUAGAUCACUUUUAGCAGAUGCAAAUGCACUCUUCCAUAGGCAUACAUUUGUGCUUAACUCUUACAACUGCGAGGUGGCUUUGUUUCAGAAUCAAGGCAUUGGCCUCGAUUCAAUCAAACUCAUUCCUAAAACGGAUAAAGACUACACACUUUGAAUUUAUGAAAUUUGAAGUGCAACUAAUAUGUGUUUUUACAGUUAUAUUAUGUGUUUGCCAAUUGCUGAAUCAUAUUGUUCUUAAGUCGAAAGAUUCUGAAACAUGCUGUAACAAACUUAAAUUCUCAUUUCAUACGCUUGUUAAAAGGAUAGUUCACUUUCUGAAGUUUAAAAAAUAUACUAUUUAAAUUUUAGUGUAUGUUUUCGAUUGGACCAGUUUUUGUGUGUAAUGAAGAAUGUUAAAGAUUAAAAAAAGAGGUUUUCUUUUGAUGACCUGUCGACUUCACACUGCCAGGUAUCAGGUCUUUCAGGGGUUUGUGGUCUAAAGCAACAAAAAAAAAAAAACAUAA